This is a messenger RNA of Opisthocomus hoazin, 1764 nucleotides long. NCBI's taxonomy places the organism in Eukaryota, Metazoa, Chordata, Aves, Opisthocomiformes, Opisthocomidae. The record is from RefSeq and is a predicted model, not a curated record.
AUGCACAUUAUCCUGCAGCUUUUAUCCAUACUAUGCAGUUUAGAGGUGGCUGUCUCGCUUUUGGGGGAAAGCAGAAGGGGAACAAGAGAACUGAAUGCUCCAUCUCCGAUAGAUUGUAAGCUGAGCAGCUGGAGCACAUGGGGGCCCUGCGACCCAUGCACCUCUCAAAGGUUUCGCUCUAGACGUAUUGAAAGAUUUGGGCAGUUUGGUGGAACACCGUGCCUGGAGACCUUAGGAGAUACACAAAGCUGUGAAAUCAGCAAAGUAUGUCCUGAAGAACCAGAACCAGACUGUGGUACUGACUUCCAGUGCAAUUCUGGUCGAUGCAUAAAGCGACGACUUGUGUGUAACGUAGAUAAUGACUGUGGAGACUUUUCUGAUGAAGAUAACUGUGAAUCCGACCCACGAUCACCAUGCCGUAACCAUGAUAUUGAUGUGUCUGAAGUUGGCAGGACUGCAGGGCAAGGAAUCAACAUUUUAGGGAUGCAGCCAAUGGCCAGCCCAUUUGACAAUGACUUUUUCAAUGGUCUUUGUGAAAGGGUGCGUGAUGGAAACACACGGACAUACUACCGCAAGCCAUGGAACGUGGGUGUUCUCACUUAUGAUACGAAAGCAGACAAAACCUUCACAUCUGUGUUCUACCAUGAUCGUGUAAAAAUGUUGCGAGAGGUUUACAUAGAUAAACAAAAACAUUUUAAUGUUGACCUGUCUCUGAAAUACACACCUACUGAAGGAAGUAACAAGAAUGGUUCAGAUGGAAAUUUCAAGUAUUACUACAGCAAGAAUUCAAGUUUAACUUCUAUUCUGAAAAGCUCCACAGAAAGGAACCAAACGUUUCUCCAUAUAAAAGGAAAAAUUCAGCUCGGAAGAUUCCAAAUGAGGAGUCGUGAUGUCCGUCUCACAGAUAGUUUCCUUGAUGAUAUAAACUUUCUACCUGCUGUAUACGAUAAGGGGGAAUAUUUCAAAUUCCUAGAAGAUUAUGGAACUCAUUAUGCGGUCUCUGGAACUGUAGGAGGAAAAUAUGAACUUGUGUACGUGCUGGAUGAUUACGCUAUGUCUCGAAUAGGUAUCACUGUAGAAGAUGUGAAAAGAUGUCUCGGCUAUCACUUAGAUGCCAAUAUUGCAUACAAAGACAUACAUGCCAAUGUCAAUAUUGAUAGUGGUAAAUGUGAAAAGAUUCAUGUGAAGGAAAACUCAGAACUUAAGGAUGAUGCUGUCAUUGACGAUGUCAUUUCCUUAGUUGAUGGAGGGACGAUUGACUUCUCAGUUAAAAUAAAAGAAAUGUUACUGCGAGGAUCAAAAAUGGUUGAUGUAGAGGAUUACAUACAGUGGGCUAAGUCUUUGGUUGAUGCUCCAGUAGUGAUACAGCAACGGCCUUCUCCAAUACAUACACUUGUUCCAGUUAAAAUAAGAGAUGCAUAUUUAAAGAAACGAAAUUUGGAAAGAGCAAUUGAAGAUUACAUUACUGAAUACAGUGUGUGCAAAUGUGAACCCUGCAAAAAUGGAGGCACUCUUGUGCUGGUCGAUGGAGCCUGUACAUGCAUGUGCUCGAGCUACUUUAAGGGAAUUGCUUGUCAGAUUCCCAAAUCUACAUUAAUUAAAGUUGUUACUGAUGGAGGCUGGAGCUGUUGGAGUGCCUGGUCCACCUGCAUCAAUGGAGAAAGCACUCGAACUCGCCAGUGUAACAAUCCCACACCAGAACCCGGUGGCAGACCAUGCCAGGGAGAAAGCAUUGAAAAACGGCCCUGUGGAGAAGCAAAAUAG